CUUCCUGGUCAGGCAGGACCGCGAGGCCAGAGCCGGAGCCGCACCUUCAGCUCCUCAGAACAGAGGCUUCUCAAAGAAGAGUCACACAUUCCUGCCGAAAAUAUUUAGAAAAAUGUCUACUCAAUCAGCAAAAGAAAGACCCGAAAGCUUGCAGUUCCCUUUCCUUGAUGACGAAGAUACCAUCUCCACGGUCAAGGAAUCUAAAACCUUUUUUAUUUUAAGAGGCCUGCCCGGCAGUGGGAAGUCCACUCUUGCCCAGGCUAUUCAAGAUCGGUAUAAAGAUGCCUGCAAGGUCAUCUCUGUCGAUAGCUAUAAAAUUACACCGUCAAUAAGAAGCACCAUUCCCGAAGAGUAUUCAAAGGUGGACGAGGAUCUAGUUGACUAUUGCAAACGAGAUAUCAGCGUUAUCGUUUUGGAUGACACCCACCAUGAGAGGGAACGACUGGACCAACUCUUUGACAUUGCUGACAAAUACCGGUACAAAGUCAUCUUUGCUGAGCCCAAAACCCAGUGGCGAAUGGAUUGCUCGCAGCUGAAGGAGAAGAAUCAAUGGAAACUGUCAGUGGAAGAGCUGAAGAAGAUGAAGCCGAGCUUGGAGAAGGAAUUCCUACCCAUGUAUUUUGGGUGGUUUUUGAGCAAAAGAAGUUCAGAGAUCCUGAGGAAGGCUGGCCAGGCCUUCUUAGAUGAGCUUGGAAGUCUCAAAGCCUUCAAAAAGGAGAGUAAAUACUUUGCGUCCGCUAUUGAAGAUCCCAAAAUAAAAAUAGACCUCACCAGCUACUUUGUUAAGAGGCCGCCCGGGGUCUUACACUGCACCACAAAAUACACCGAGUUCGGAAAAGCAGCAGGAGCCGAGGAAUAUGCACAGCAAGAGGCUGUGAAGGCUUCCUACGGCAAAGGCUUCACCCUGUCCGUUUCUGCUCUGUUCAUCACAACAAAAACUGUUGGCGCGCGCGUGGACCUGAGCGAACAGCAGCUGCUGCUGUGGCCUGGGGACGCCGAUAAGAUCCUGCCCACCGACAACCUCCCGAAAGGCAGCCGGGCUCACAUCACCCUCGGCUGCGCCAACGGCAUCGAAGCAGUCCAGACCGGGCUGGAUCUGCUGGAGUUUGUGAAACUGGAAAAGGCAGGGAACAAAGGGGAUGAAGUGGGGGAAAUUGGAGGAGGGAAGCUGCUGUAUUUUGAUAACGGUAUGUGGAUGCUCAUCCUUUCUAAAAAGAUCCAUGUGAAGGCGAUAUUCUCAGGGUACUAUGGAAAAGGAAAACUUGUGCCAACGCAGAGCACCAACAAACGGGGCUCUGCUUUCAGUUCCUGCACCAUCAUCUAGGAGCGUGGGCAGGGUAGGCUGGUCGGUUGUUUUUAAAAGGCAAGUAACUCCUGUAACCUUUAAGAGUGUAAAGAGAAAUAAUUCUACCUUUACUAAAGUAAGCCCUUGUGCCAACCCCAGCGUGAAGCCUCUCGGGGGAGUUCAUUGGCCUUGGAACCAGGGAGAAAACAAGCAACUCUCAACUGACCAGGGAAAGCCGUUGUGUAACCGCUGGCAAUAACUGAAGCGCUGCCGAGUGUAUCUUAAAGGAAGAGUUUUGGGGAGACCCAGCUGUGGUGUUCUGCUUGUUUUCUUCCUCAGAGGAAGAUCUCCUAUAGCCUGUUGUAACUCCCCCAUGAACCACAAUCGUUAGGUCUUUACAUGUCAGUACCAUGAGCAGUGGCAGGCCGAAACCUGGUCUGAAGCCGAGCAAAGGGAACUGGGUGCUGCCUCUCCCCUUCUCCCACACCCGAGGGACUGACCUCAGUCCUUCUGGGAGCUGAAUUACUGGGUAAAAACCAGCCAGACCCAAGUGGCGAUCGUUUCUGUCCAGCGUGGCCAUUACUCGUAGUUUACCCAUCUGAGGAGAACGUGCAGCGGGGUACGCAACAGCCGCGGUCAGAGGUCGGUCCUGCAGCCCCGGGGCCGGCCAGCCCUGCUCUACCCCCAUCCACCUUCACUGUUUGCAUGUGAACGCUUCCUUCGUUGCAGGGAAGAGAGGUGCUGGCGGGCGGACAGAAGGGAAGCACGCUGCCAGAUGAUGCCUGCAAGAGCUAUCAUGGACUUAAAAAAAAAAAAAAAUUAAAUAAGAUCACAGAGAGGGAAAAGAGUGAAAUACCAGGAGAGGCGUUCAGUUCCUGCCGCCUGGCUCCGGCCACUUCGCUUCACAGGGCAGCGUGGGCUGGACCACGCACCCUCCAGCGUCCUUGUCCCAUAGGGAACAAUCCUGCCUCGGCAGGGAGUGGAAGAGAUGAACUAGCAUCUUUUCCAUCUUACUUUGUAGCAACUAAAAUCAUGUCUGAAGUAUGGAACCGUACUUCAUGCAAGAUUUUACUACUUCUCGCUAAUGCACCUGAAUGUUUAAGAGUUAGGGUGGCAGUAACAUCAUAAUUUAGGAAGUAAGUGGAGGUAUCGUAACUGCGUAACUUAAAAGUCUGCUCAAACCUAAACCGUUGGCUGGGGAAAAAAAAAGUUAAUGACCAAGCAUUUCUGUUAAUUAAGUCUGUUUUAUGGAAACUUAGGUUUUUUUUGCUCUUGGCCAGACCGUCUGCGGGCUGGUCAGUGGAUACGAGGUCACUACUGUACUGUAACACAAAGCUCAACUAACGGAUGGAGGUCAGGACACGUUUAAACUCCUGCUAUGGCUCUGGUGAACCGCGUAGUGAAGUUAACCCCGUAUUAAUAAUGUAAAUACUUACUGUGUCUGACAAGCGUGUGCUGGGCUGGGAGCUGUAAUGGAGCUGUCGUGUGGGCGCCGCUUACCCGGAGCUGGGUGCGGACCGAAAGCGUUGCCUGGGACGCCCGGCGCUGCCCCUGCAAGAAGCGUUCCUCCUCCGAAUGCUUCGAACAAAAGCGCGGGGUGCUCUGGGGCUCAGCUGGUAAAACACGCUGCACGUUUACCAGGGAAGCAAACCACUUCCCACUGUUUCAGAAAGACGGGUGACAAUAAAUUCUCAUUAUAACAUAAAAAAAUUUAUAUCUCUACGCCCCCUUAGUGCCUGUAGCCCUCCCUUCCCUUCAGCAGGGGAAACCCCUGAUCUUCUGCAGUGCCCGAUACUCAGCUCGGGCCUCUCUUACAGAAAUCUCACCCGCGUUGGUUCCAUCAAAACUUUAAACACAUUCACCAGCGCCUGCCCAGGACAGCUCCCGGGGGAGGGCAGGAGUGCCCCGACCCCCUCUCCCCCCAGCGCCCUGGGAACAACCCGAAGCUCCAGCUCACCUCCAGCACGGCUGGAAUCUCUCGUUUAUUUGCCUGUUCAAGAACAACAGUGAGACAGACUGUCGUCAUUUAAGUUUUUAUUAGUUUGUACAUCAUAUACAGUUUAUAAUAAAGUAAACCAAUUGCAUAUGGUUUUGCUUCAGUCUGUGAUAUUCUUCAUAUAAACACAUCAUUAUGAAUUAUGCCUAAUGAAGUAAACAACAAAUAUUCACAUUUUUACCGUUCACAUCCUAGAAAGGUAAGGGUCCAAAGAGGGACAGUGUUCGUACCGACGUGAAGCCCGUCUUGGAGAGGAUGACGUGUUUGGCAAAGCGACGGGGAUAGGGAUUGCUCCAUGCAACGUGCCUUUCCUCCCACCGGAAAGGUUAAGGUAUUUACACUGAGGUAAACAUUCAGAAUUUCGGAUUCAGAUAAAUACUGCAGCGCAGGGUCUAAGCGUCCUCUCCAAGUUGGCUUCACAUCGGCGCCUGGGUUUGCCUUGACUACUCCUUAAUGUCGUUACAACAAAGCAGAUUCGCAUGCAAUGAAGGUGCUCGGGUUGCUGUUUCGCACUCGACCCCCUCCGCCAUCGCUUCACGCGAUCUUUCCCUCCUGAAGCACGAGCCGUGCGGUGAAAGCAGGGAGGAAGAUGGAGGAAGAUGGGGUCAUCGACGUCAGAUUGGCUACGCCAGAGCUGCAGCCAAGCUGCACGCCUGGCCGGAGGCAGCACCCCGGCUCUCCCGACAGGCUGCGGCCCCUCCCUAUCACCC
Messenger RNA from Egretta garzetta (little egret), 3991 nucleotides. RefSeq names its product 2',3'-cyclic nucleotide 3' phosphodiesterase (gene CNP). Gene Ontology annotation, molecular function: 2',3'-cyclic-nucleotide 3'-phosphodiesterase activity. NCBI's taxonomy places the organism in Eukaryota, Metazoa, Chordata, Aves, Pelecaniformes, Ardeidae. Bases 113 to 1324 code for a protein of 403 amino acids. The transcript has 4 exons. Gene Ontology annotation, cellular component: cytoplasm; membrane. Gene Ontology annotation, biological process: cyclic nucleotide catabolic process. The record is from RefSeq and is a predicted model, not a curated record.